AUGGCAGAUCCUUCUAGCUAUGUCAAUCACGACCGUGACGUCGACCAAGCACUCAUUGCUUUGAAAAAAGGUUGUCAAUUACUUAAGUAUAGUCGGAAAGGGAGGCCUAAGUUUCGCUCUUUCAGGCUUUCGCGGGAUGAAACAACAUUGCUUUGGCUCUCACACGGAGAAGAAAAAAGUUUGAAGUUAUCUACAGUUUCACGACUUCUCCCUGGACAAAGAACUGCUGUUUUUCGAAGAUAUUUACGUCCAGAAAAAGAUUACUUGUCAUUUUCUCUUAUAUAUCACAACGGAGAUAGAUCUCUUGACCUGAUUUGCAAGGACAAAGCAGAGACAGAGGUUUGGUUUACAGGACUUAAGUCUUUAAUUAGAAAAAACCAUAACAAGCAUGCUAGAAGUGAGAUCCCUGAGAUACAUGACAGUGAUAUUGUCUCCACUGGUCGUCCUUCAACUGCAUCAGUAGAAUUUAUACCAAACAAUACUCGCAGAGGAAGAACAUCCAUUGAUUUAGGACCCCGUCACAACUCUCCAAUUCAUCACAGAGACUCAGAUGUCGCUUCGGAACGUGUAAGCAUGCUAAGACCAAGCACUGAUGGUUUUCGGAUUAGUAUCUCAAGUACACCAAGUUGUUCUAGUGGAGGGUCUGGUCCUGAUGACAUUGAGUCUUUAGGUGAUGUUUAUGUCUGGGGUGAAGUUUGGAGUGACGGGGUAUCACUACCACACAAUGGAACCAUGAACUCAAAAACCGUGAGAACUGAUGUACUGAUUCCAAGACCUUUAGAAUCAAACGUUGUUCUUGAUGUUCAUCAGAUUGCUUGCGGCGUAAGGCACAUCUCUCUUGUGACAAGGCAAGGUGAAGUGUUUACAUGGGGAGAAGAAGCUGGGGGAAGGCUUGGACAUGGUAUUCAAGUCGAUGUUAGUCGUCCAAAACUUGUUGAGUUUCUUGCUUUGACCAACGUUGACUUUGUUGCUUGUGGAGAGUAUCAUACUUGUGCUGUAUCCACCGCUGGAGAUUUGUACACUUGGGGAGAUGGAAUCCACAAUGUUGGACUAUUAGGACAUGGUAGUGAUCUUAGUCACUGGAUACCAAAAAGAGUAUCUGGUCCUGUCGAAGGACUUCAGGUCUUGUCUGUCGCUUGUGGCACGUGGCAUUCUGCGCUAGCAACUGCUAAUGGGAAGCUAUUCACUUUUGGUGAUGGAGCGUUUGGUGUUCUUGGACAUGGUGAUAGAGAGAGUGUUUCAUAUCCUAAAGAAGUGAAAAUGUUGAGUGGCCUUAAAACCAUGAAGGUAGCUUGCGGCGUGUGGCAUACAGUGGCUAUAGUGGAGGUUAUCAAUCAGACCGGUACGAGUAUAUCAUCAAGAAAGUUGUUUACAUGGGGUGAUGGUGAUAAAAACAGGUUAGGACAUGGGAACAAAGAGACUUACCUGAUUCCAACUUGUGUCUCUUCACUAAUUGACUACAACUUCCAACAAAUAGCUUGUGGUGAUACAUUGACAGUUGCACUCACUACCUCAGGACAUGUUUUUACCAUGGGAGGAACUUCUUAUGGUCAGCUCGGUAGCUCUAACUCAGAUGGUAAAUUACCUUGUUUAGUUCAAGAUCGAUUGGUCGGUGAAUUCGUUGAAGAAAUCGCUAGUGGAGACCAUCAUGUUGCGGUGUUGACAUCUAGAAAUGAAGUCUUCACUUGGGGAAAAGGCUCUAAUGGAAGACUAGGACAUGGUGACACUGAUGAUCGGAAAACGCCAACAUUAGUUGAAGCUCUAAAAGAGAGGCACGUGAAAAGCAUAUCAUGUGGCUCUAACUUCACGUCAAGCAUAUGCAUCCAUAAGUGGGUCUCUGGAGCUGAUCAAUCAGUUUGCUCCGGUUGUCGUCAACCAUUCGGUUUUACGAGAAAGAGACAUAACUGUUAUAACUGUGGUUUAGUGCACUGUCAUGCUUGUAGUUCCAAGAAAGCUUUGAAGGCAGCACUUGCUCCAACUCCAGGGAAGCCACAUCGAGUAUGUGAUGCUUGUUACGCUAAACUAAAAGCUGGGGAUUAUAUCUCUAAUAACCCUGCUAAUAGAUAUAACACAACUCCUGGCGCGGUACGACCAGUCAGAGAAACAAGGUCGUCAAGGGUGUUAUUGACCCCAAAAACUGAACCAGUCAAGUACUCUGAAGUUAGGUCAUCAAGAUCUGAAUCUUCUAUUGUCAGAUCCUCACAAGUCCCAGCUCUUCAACAACUUAAAGAUGUUGCGUUCCCGAGCUCUCUUAGCGCUAUUCAUAAUGCUUGUAAACCAAAUUUAACAUCAAGAAGAGGAUCAAGCCCUCCACGCACUUCUGGAUUUUCUAGGAGCGUGGUUGAUAAUUUGAAGAAGACAAGCGGUAAAAUAAACCAAGAAAUGACAAAAUUGCAGAGCCAGGUUAGAAAACUGAAACAGAAGUGUGAUAGUCAAGGCGUAGAGAUCCAAAGAUUAAGGAAAACAGCAAGAGAAGCUUCUGAAUUAGCUAUAAGGCAUUCUUCAAAGCAUAAAGCAGCAACAGAGGUCAUGAAAUCUGUGGCUGAACAUUUGAGAGAGUUAAAGGAGAAACUACCCCCUGAAGUAUCUAAAUGUGAAGCUUUUGAGUCUAUGAAUUCUCAAGCUGAAGCCUAUCUAAAUGCGAGCGAAGCAGCUGAAACAUCUCUAGACACAACCCUUUCUGAAAACUCACAUGACCAAAACAUAGAAGAACAAUCAUCAUCUAAUGGAGGUGCCAUGAUGUCUCAAGAACCUUCAAACACAACAAAUAUAAAUCCUCACCCGUCGGAUACAAGGCCACAAACAGAAGCUUCUUCAUCACCAUCAAAAUCAGGAGGCAAGGAGCUUAUCGAACAAUUUGAGCCUGGAGUUUAUGUUACUUAUGUAUUGCACAAAAAUGGUGGGAAGAUCUUUAGAAGAGUUAGAUUCAGUAAACGGAGAUUUGAUGAGCAUCAAGCCGAAGAAUGGUGGAAUAGCAAAAAAGAUAGGCUGCUUAAGAAUUAUAGUCAUCAGGUUUCAUCAUCAAGUCCUAUGGCUACUGAGUCAGUUCCUACACCAUCUUCAGUUCAACCACCAGCUUCGCCUACACAGCCAAAUUCUGAUGAUCAAGGAGGGGGUUCAAAAUAA
Eruca vesicaria subsp. sativa (arugula) is the source of this 3126-nucleotide messenger RNA. The record is from the annotation of a GenBank genome assembly. NCBI's taxonomy places the organism in Eukaryota, Viridiplantae, Streptophyta, Magnoliopsida, Brassicales, Brassicaceae.